AUGGAUACAAAAUCAUUCUCAUCACGGAUCAGUGAUCUUGUCAAGUUCCUUUCCUCUGUCCAGGGAGACCUCUCAAAUGUCACCGCGCCGCCCUCUUUCUUGGCGCCAUCGUCAGUGGUCGAAGUCGGCCACUGCUGGUGCCAGCGGCCAGGCGUCUUCGUCGCCCCGGCACUGGAAUCAGACCCGGAGAAGCGCAGCUUGAAGGUGCUGCGCAUGAUCCUCAUCGCCAUGCGCAGCCAGUUCUACGUCGCCGGCGCGCCAAACGUCAGCAUCAAGAAGCCACUGAACGCGUUUCUGGGUGAGCUGUUCCUCGCUUCGUGGACGGAUUCCGAUCGGAAGGCGAGGACGGAGCUCGUGGCGGAGCAGGUUAGCCACCACCCGCCCAUCACGGCGAUGCACAUGGGCAGCAAGGAGCAUGGUAUUCGCGCGGACGGGUAUGCGCGGGUGGAGAUGACCUUUUCGAGUACUGUGAACAUUCGACAGAUUGGGCACGCCGUGGUUCACAUUGACCGAUAUGACGAGGAUUACCUGAUUCCGUUGCCAGAGGUCAAGGUUCGGGGAUUCCUCAACGCGUGUCUUUACCCAGAGGUUUUGGGAACAUAUUACAUUGUUUCCAAUACGGGCUACAUUUCAGAGAUCAAAUUCUCGGGCAGCGGGUUCCUUAGAGGCAAGAAGAACUCAUUCGAGGCGCGGAUGUACCACAAGAACGACAAGAAGAACACAAUCUACGAGCUUCAAGGAUGCUGGAGCGAAGGCUGGACAGUCAAGGAUGGAAGGACAGGGGAAAUUCUCGAAAAGUACGAGGUCGACGCGUUGGAGAACCUCCCAGCGCCGAUGGAAAUGGAGCCGAUUGCGACCCAAGAUCCGUGGGAGUCUAGACGCGCGUGGAACGGCGUCAUUCAAGGGCUCAGUAAGAAUGACUUCCGCGAGACGGUCAGCGCAAAGAGUCAGGUUGAGGAGGCGCAGCGGCGGAUGAGGGCGGAAGAGAAGAAGAAGGGCGAGACAUGGGAGCCGUUGUUCUUCAAGAGUAUUCCUGGGGAGGAGCACGAGGUUUUCCAUCGGUUGGCAAAGGGCGUUAAUUGGGAAUUACAUGACAAGCAUACCAAAGGCGUUUGGAAGAUUGAUGAUUCAAAGAGGGACUCGGUGCAACGGCCGUUCAGAGGAGAAUCGACACCACUGGGUUAA
Colletotrichum abscissum is the source of this 1185-nucleotide messenger RNA. Its product is annotated as oxysterol-binding protein. The coding region runs from base 1 to 1185 and encodes 394 amino acids. Gene Ontology annotation, cellular component: cytosol; membrane; intracellular membrane-bounded organelle. Gene Ontology annotation, molecular function: oxysterol binding. The record is from RefSeq and is a predicted model, not a curated record. NCBI's taxonomy places the organism in Eukaryota, Fungi, Ascomycota, Sordariomycetes, Glomerellales, Glomerellaceae. The transcript has 2 exons.